Molecule: messenger RNA, 426 nt
Organism: Cyclocybe aegerita
Lineage: Eukaryota; Fungi; Basidiomycota; Agaricomycetes; Agaricales; Hemipholiotaceae
Source: the annotation of a GenBank genome assembly
AUGUCACGCGUCGGCUUCUUCCUGUUUGCCCUCUUCGCGUCUGUCCUCCUGGUACUCGCCGCUCCGGUACCCGUACAAGACGGUGAACUGGUCGACCUCGAAAAGCGCCUCACCCGCGUCGGAAGGGGUACCUGGUACUAUCCCGGCCUUGGUAACUGUGGUAAACGGAACGGCGACAACGACCUCGUAGUCGCCAUUGGAAAGGGCCUGUACGACCGCAACAAAGGCAGUAACUGCGAUCAGUGGAUGGAGAUCGUCAACACAGCAAACGGCAAGAAAGCGUACGGCAUGACUCGAGACAGCUGCCAGUCGUGCGGUGACAACGACGUCGACAUGUCCCCGGCGCUCUUCAAGAAGAUAUCGACGCUUGACACUGGCAAGAUUACUGUCUCCUGGCACUUCAUGAACAGGUCAUGGAAGCCUUGA